GAACAGGUUUGUACUUUUAAAAAAAAUAAAGUGCAAAAAUAAUUCUCUCUACACUCCAGGAAUAAAAUAUAAAUAUACUUGGUAGGUACAGCAGUGAAUUCAUAAUCCUUAGGCUCUCUUUUUGACAAGAGAAACUAAUUGAAAAGUCCAGUCUUAAGCUACAAUAUCUGUCUACAAUUUGAUUUAAUUUACAGGAGACUAUAUAGUACUAGUUUUCUAGAAACACAUUUCAAGCCAUUCAGAUUUAAUUCAGCCAUCCUGAUUAUUUUCAUGUUCCCAUUCUUAUUUUGAUAUGAGGCCUUUUUGUCCCUUAGUGUCCAAUGUGAGUCCACGUAUUAGUUAGCUUCAGUUACCUAGGCAACUGAAUAUCCACAACAAUGCUACAGUACCAGAAGCACUGGCACAAGAAGCAGCAUAUUCCCAGAUGUCUAGCAUCACUCUAGGCAUGUCAUUUUUACAGGGGACAUUUACUCGGUGACCUCCUGGGUCCUUGGGUGAUCUGCACUUUACUUCAUGCAUGGCUGUCUCUCUGUGUCAGAGUGAUAACGAGCAAACAGAUAAUCCUGACAGGCCUGAGUUUAUCCGUCUGCCACUUCUGGCCUCUGUUAGUGUAGACAGGAUGUAUUCUCUCUCUCUCUCUCAUUCUCUCCCUCCCUCCCCCCCUCCCCCCUUCUCUUGCAGUAGCCUUCUUAAUGUAGUUUAAUGGCUUUACAAAGCCAGGCAGAAGAGCACUUUCCUCAGUGGCUGUGGUCGGACCAUGACCUCUCACCAUGAACUUGGAAGGGCUUGAAAUGAUAGCAGUUUUGAUCGUGAUUGUGCUUUUUGUUAAAGUGUUGGAACAAUUUGGGCUGAUUGAAGCAGGUGUAGAAGACAGUGUAGAAGAUGAAAUGGAAAUAGCCACCGUGCGGCAUCGGCCUGAGGCUCUUGAACUGCUGGAAGCACAGAGCAAAUUCACAAAGAAGGAACUUCAGAUUCUGUAUAGAGGAUUCAAGAAUGAGUGUCCCAGUGGGAUUGUUAAUGAAGAGACCUUCAAAGAGAUUUAUUCUCAGUUCUUUCCACAGGGAGAUUCUACAACCUAUGCACAUUUUCUCUUUAAUGCAUUCGACACUGAUCACAAUGGAUCUGUGAGUUUUGAGGAUUUCAUUAUGGGUCUCUCAAUUUUACUCAGAGGGACAGUACAAGAAAAACUCAACUGGGCUUUUAAUUUGUAUGAUAUAAAUAAGGAUGGAUACAUAACUAAAGAGGAAAUGCUUGAUAUUAUGAAAGCUAUAUAUGAUAUGAUGGGAAAAUGCACUUAUCCUGUUCUCAAAGAGGACACCCCUAGACAACAUGUGGAAACAUUUUUCCAGAAAAUGGACAAGAAUAAAGAUGGGGUAGUUACCAUAGAUGAAUUCAUUGAAAGCUGCCAAAAAGAUGAAAACAUAAUGCGUUCCAUGCAGCUCUUUGAAAAUGUGAUUUAACAAUGUGGUUUACUCUGCAAUUAAUGGACAAAUGUGAACUAUUCUGCAACAUUACUUAAAGCUGGAUUUGCCACAUUUACCAUAUGUAGGAUUGCUCAGCUUUACACUGAGACACGUAUUAUGCAAAUAAGUUUUGUUUUAUUAUAAAGCAUUCCUCCCAAAGGUUAGGAUGUAAUAAUUUGUCCUUUAUCCAAUGGGAUAUUCUAAAAAUAUUAGGUUUUACCCCACAACUCCCAAAAAUAGCAUAGCAUCUGCCAUUAUACAGCUUUAUUACCAUUCCAACCCCUAGAUACAAGAGGCUUUAACACAAGGAGAUCAGAAAUAGCUGUUUUUGAUACUUGUUUGUUAUGGAUUCAGCCCCAGAAUUUUAAGUGUCUUAAAAAUCCUUAAAAAGUAUCAGCCUCUGUUUUACAGAGAAAUCACCCUGUAUUUCUUUUUCACAUUUGUAUGGUGUAAUACUCAUUUUUACAUAAUACUUUGAGUAAAGAUUGGUACAGUUGAUGAGCAAUACAUCUCCUGUAACAACAUCCAAUUUUAUUUGGCCUUCUUUCCUCUUUUACUGAAGCCCAGCUAAUUUACAUAAGAGGAAGAAAUCUUUUUUAUAAUAAAAAAUUUAAUGACUCAGAUAGACAUAUAACACUGAUAGGUAUUAAAUAGAUCAUCCUUACCUAAUAAAUCUGCAUUUAUGAAUUUUUCAUGAAAUGAGUACCUGAAGUCCUAUAUAUUGUAUGUGUAAUUCGGGUUGGACUGUCAGUAAAGUUUUCUGCUCAAAAUUAAGGACCUGAAAAGGUUCUGAGUUCAAAUUUCUUUGUGAAGAAAAUCUAAUUCUACCAUUAUUUCCAGAAGUACGUGUCUUACCGGU
Molecule: messenger RNA, 2322 nt
Organism: Chrysemys picta bellii (western painted turtle)
Lineage: Eukaryota; Metazoa; Chordata; Testudines; Emydidae
Gene: KCNIP4
Product: potassium voltage-gated channel interacting protein 4
Biological process (GO): regulation of potassium ion transmembrane transport
Cellular component (GO): voltage-gated potassium channel complex
Molecular function (GO): calcium ion binding; potassium channel regulator activity
Source: RefSeq, a predicted model, not a curated record